Messenger RNA from Caenorhabditis angaria, 588 nucleotides. The record is from the annotation of a GenBank genome assembly. Lineage: Eukaryota; Metazoa; Nematoda; Chromadorea; Rhabditida; Rhabditidae.
AUGUGCGAAAAAAUUGACGUCGAUGUGAAACUAUGCUGCACCAGCACAAAGGUACGGUAGGAAAAAGCUCCAAAAUCUCAACAAAAAAAAAAGUAGUUUUUCAGAUAUUUCUCUGGGUAGUUGGUAUUGGUAUGAUUGUUCUGGGCAUUAUUGUAUUGGUUUUGGGAAUUGUUGGCAAUCAAAUUUGGGCUGGUGGUCUUUAUAUGGUUGCGCUUGGAAUUGGUUCAAUUGUGGCCAUUUUCUACUCACCAAAAUGGGUGAUUAUAUCAAUGUUACUCAAUCACGUGGUCAUAUCUUUUUGCUGUGUAGCCAUGACAAUUAUAUUCCUGUUUUUCUCUUUGUUUUUUGGCGAUACCGAUGAAAAUAAGGAGAAGAAGGUUAAAACUAAUUUUAGUAAGUCACUAACAUUCGGCAUUUUUUUGUAAAACUUUUUUUUUAGCAAUUUUGUAUGUGUUGGGCAGCUUCUGCUUGGUGUCUUGUGUUUUUGCCAUCACUGGUUUGGUGGUCUACUGUAAGAUUUUGUAUAAUAAAGGAGGAGCGAAUACAAGUGUUAGUGGAACUGGAACUGUUACCGUAUCUUUGGGAUGA